Molecule: messenger RNA, 2113 nt
Organism: Belonocnema kinseyi
Lineage: Eukaryota; Metazoa; Arthropoda; Insecta; Hymenoptera; Cynipidae
Product: ATP-binding cassette sub-family G member 4-like
Exons: 10
Coding region: 572-2098 (508 amino acids)
Cellular component (GO): plasma membrane
Molecular function (GO): ATP hydrolysis activity; ABC-type transporter activity; ATP binding
Source: RefSeq, a predicted model, not a curated record
CAGUCUAUUAGGGUCGUGGCCGUGGUUCACGACCGAAUAAAAGAAGUGCGAGUAAAAUGUGUGCAACAGAAAACAAUAAAUGCGAGUGUUAAUCACUUUUGAAGAAAGAAACAGAGGAUAAUAAACAGGGGGGAAAAAACGGUGUCAAAGUUUCCCAUCCCGUAGGGACGUCCCCUAACCUUAUUAAUGACGAAUCCAGUCACUCCAAUCCAUCAAUGAUUAGUCUACUGUUAUCGCUUGCUGCCAGUGAUUAGAAUGAUUUAAUUCAGUGAUUAGAGGAAUAAUCGACCAAAUGAACUGAAUUAACAGUCAGUGCACGAUCGUGUCUGUAAUUGGCAUGUGCUGUCCUUGCCUUUCGGGAAAGUUGUGCAAUUUUCCGAGUGUUUCCCAGGUUCCUCUUUCCCACGAGAAGAAAGGCAAUCUCCUUGUGGGUAAAUAAAAAAGUGAGUGAUAGCUGUUGGCUCUGUGCAAUUAGGAAACACACACGGAAAUUCUUCUAUCCUUUCACGUAGACAUUUGAUGAGUGUUUGGGGGAUUGCUUAAUGCUGAUCAGCUAUCACUCGAUAGAAUAAUGACAAUCAUGGAGAACACGUUGCAUAAUGGACAACUUUUGUUUUCCAAUGGAGUCAAUGGGAAAAAUUCUGCUGUCCGGCUACAAAUUGUACCGUCUCAGCCAAAAACCAUCACCCAUUUGCCCAAAAGACCACCGGUUGACCUGGCGUUCACCGACUUGACCUACAAAGUACGAGAAGGCAGAAAAAACAAUGUCAAGAUAAUCCUCAAAUCAGUCAGUGGAAGACUCAGAUCCGGCGAGCUGACGGCGAUAAUGGGACCGUCUGGUGCUGGAAAAUCAACCCUUCUUAAUAUCCUUACUGGAUACAAAACGACUGGUAUGGAAGGCAGUAUCACGAUGAAUGGUCACGAGAGGAAUUUGAGUGCCUUCAGAAAAUUAUCAUGCUAUAUAAUGCAGGACAAUCAGCUUCACGGCAAUCUCACAGUGGAAGAAGCAAUGAAGGUUGCUUCGAAUCUAAAAUUAGGAAGUCAUAUUUCUAAAACUGAAAAGGAAGAAAUGAUUCAAGAAAUUCUUGAUACUCUUGGAUUGGCGGAUCACAGACUUACCAUGACAUCGAACUUGAGUGGAGGUCAGAAGAAAAGACUUUCCAUUGCUCUCGAGCUCGUCAACAAUCCUCCCAUUAUGUUUUUCGAUGAACCAACCAGUGGCUUAGAUUCGUCUUCCUGUUUUCAAUGUAUCUCGUUAUUGAAAACCUUGGCACGUGGUGGUCGAACUAUCAUUUGUACGAUUCAUCAGCCCAGUGCUAGGCUGUUUGAAAUGUUCGAUGCACUUUACACCUUGGCGGAAGGACAAUGUGUUUAUCAAGGAUCUACUUCUCAGCUGGUCCCCUUCCUGAAAAGUCUCAAUCUUAAUUGCCCAAGUUAUCACAAUCCUGCUUCUUUCAUAAUCGAAGUGUCAUGCGGAGAAUAUGGAAACAACAUCAAAAAUCUAGUGAACGCAAUAAAGAACGGAAAACGCGACGUUCGUGCCGGAUAUUCUUUUCCAGAAGACAAGGAAGCUUUAAACAAUACGACUUUAGGAUCUGGAAUCCCAAAGGACGCGGAUCUCGGUGCUAAAAUCGGAGAGACCAAGGACAAAAAUGACGUCAAUAAUAUUGAAGAUAAGUUUCUGGACAGCAAGCCAAACGAGACUAAUGGAGUGAUACCAAAGUACGCCACGAACGACAUAGUAAAGCAGAACGAUGUGACGGUAAGUCUUGAGAUUGAAAAGAAGGAGAAUGUUAAUACUAAUCUUCUGGACGAUACUAUAGUCGUUACCAAUGAAAGAUACCCUACCUCGGAAUUAACCCAGUUUUGGAUUGUUUUGAAGAGGACGCUACUUUUCAGUCGAAGAGAUUGGACGCUGAUGUACCUUCGACUCUUCGCUCACAUUCUCGUCGGUUUACUGAUUGGUGCGCUUUACUACGACAUCGGUAACGAUGGAGCUAAAGUACUUAGUAACCUCGGAUUUCUUUUCUUCAACAUGCUCUUUCUUAUGUACACUUCGAUGACCAUCACAAUUCUUUCCUGUGAGUUAGAAAAAUAAUUAAACCUAAAUUCC